UCAUGCUUUGAGUAUCAGAGUUACAUUGGCGCGAGAUUGUUGCAUGUUGUUUAAAGCUGGAGAGAAGGAACACGACCUCUACUCCCUUGCAACAGAUAACGAUCCAUAAUCAUUAUUUUCUCUAUUAUCAAUGAAAUCAUUCUCAUUGUGAGUAAAGUGUGAAGUCUCAGUGUUAGGAGAAAGAUUGUAAAAUACUUCAAUAGGAGUACAUAUCACUGAUAUCAGAUUUUGAAAAUGUCGAGAAUCGACCAACUUUCUAUUACAGGAAUUCGAAAUUUCUCGUCUGAUAGUGCUGAGGUCAUAAAAUUUGAACCUCCAGUAACACUUAUUUUGGGAAAGAAUGGCAGCGGCAAAACAACUAUUAUUGAAUCCCUCAAAUAUGCCACCACUGGAGAAGUGCCAUCUGGAACUGGUAGAGGACAAUCAUUUAUCCAUGAUCCUAACCUAUCAACAAAUAAAAUUUCUAUAGGUUCUAUAAAGCUACAAUUCUUUGAUGAGCACAACAAUAAAUUCAUUGUUACACGCUCCAUGGAAGCACGAAUACUGAAAUCUAAGAUGGAUUUCAAAACAAUUGAUGGUACCAUCUCUAUAGUCCAGCCUGAUGGAACGCUAAAAAGCCACAAGAACAAAAAUAAUGACCUGAAUACAUUUGUUUGCAACACACUUGGUGUUUCUAAAGCACUGUUAAACAAUGUGUUGUUCUGCCAUCAGGAAGAUUCAAAUUGGCCAUUGGAAGAAGCAAAAAAAGUCAAAGACAAAUUUGAUGAUAUUUUCAAUACCACAAGGUAUGUCAAAUGCCAGGACGAAAUUAGGAAACAAAUGAUUGAAGUUAAAGCCAAGAUGAAGGAUAUUGAGAAAAUGGUGGAUCGUUACAAAAUGCAAAAGGAUCAAGCUGAAGAGUUUCAAAAUGAUCAACGUCGACAUACUGAACGUAAAGCGAUCUUAGAAGCGGAGAUGCAACAACUCCAAAAGACCAAAACUGAACUUGACGCCAAGUUAAAACAGAGUAUGGAUCAGUAUAGGGAAGCCGAAAAGACGAAAGCGGAAAUUCAAAGGAAAAAAGUUCGUAUGGAGGAGCUGGAGCGUAAUCGGCAUGACUUGGAGUCGGAUAUUACUCGGGUCAUCACAGCCAGUGUUGAAGAUUUGGAACGAGAAAUUCAACGAUUUCAGAUGACCAAGGGUGAACGAGAGAAAGAACUUAAUGUUCUACAAAGAGAAUUACAGCGGGUGGAUCAAAGUGGAAAAAUAAACGCUGCAGCACAACAAGAACAGCUUGUGCAGUUAGGAAAGCUGCAAUCUGAAGAGGAGCAGCAUAAUAACCGUAUUAAAGAACGCGAUUGCCUUCUGAGCAAUUUGGCUCGCAGUUAUCAAUGGCCUGGCCAUUCUGCAUUCCCGUCAAACCAGCCACUCAGCUCUGUCCAAGUUUCUCAAUAUCAAGAUCUGCUCAAGCAAACUGUUGAACAAGAAAAGCAUAAAGAAUCAGUCUUGAAACAAGAAUUGGAAAAUGAAGAAAGGAGACUCCUUAAUUCCCUUAACAAACUAAGAGAAGAGUGUGUGCGUCUCGAACAAGACAUUAAAGCAAAAGACACAUUUCUGAAUACUUGUCAGAGAGAAUUGUCCGAGAUAGAAGCCAAACUAGACGCUAUGGAAGAGAACUCUCGUCAAAUGACUAUUCUGGAACGUCAGCAAGUGGAAGCACAGACAUUGGUUGAUCGUGCAAAACAGGAGCUGAACGAAGAUGAAUUAAUUCGCAACAUUGAUCGAGCCAAGUCUGAAAAAGUGAUGCAGGAAGCCGAACUUGACCAUUGUCGUUCACAACUAAAGAAAGUAAUGGGCCAAAGAGACAUUCGAGUGAAACUUGAAAUGCAUCAAAAGGAUUUGUCUAGUAAAAGAACUCAAGAACGUCGGCUGAUGUCGCGAGAAACAGUGGAAGAUGCUAUAAAAAUUCUUGUUGGCGAUAACGCGAAUCAGGACAAUUUGCUUUCUUACUACAAUGGUCGUUUGAAGUCGAUAACUGCUUCGCUUUCAAGUAAGCAGCAUAACUUGACCAAACUGGGUCAAGAAGGAGCAACUUGCGAAGCCAACUUACGAAACAUUCGUAGUCAGUUAGAUUCUAAACAAUCCGAGUUGUCGGCCCACCAACAAAAAUUGAAGAACGCUGGGAGUUCUGGCGCUACUGAACUUGAAAAUGACAUUGCCCGACUAGCGCUAGAAAUUCAGGAUUUGGAUGAUCAGCGCGGAUUAGUCCAUGGCUCAGAAAAGAUGUACAAUCACUUCAUUGAAAAAAUGGAAAAACAGCGUGCUCACGCAGACUGCCCGCUUUGCCAUCGUGAAUUUGAUGAUGCCGAUGAAUCACUAGUACUGGUUGAUGAACUGAAAGGCCGAGUCGAAGCUAUGCCUACUAAGAAAGCGGAUUUAGAUCGCAAAAUCGCAGAGAAAAAAAGUAAGCAUGGCCAGCUACUCCAAUUGCGACCGGUCGCACAAUCUAUAGCUAAGUUGGCCGAAGCAGAAAUCCCUAAGCUGGAGUCCGGAUUGAAAGAUCUCGAAAGCCGUUCCAGCACCAUCCAGGCCGAUCUGAGAGAUCUGGAGGAGUCUAUUGAGUUUCUAAAAAAUGAGGAAGAUAUUGGAAAGAAAGCCCAUCCAGACAUCAUUCAGCUAGAUGCCGUCAAGACUGACAUAAAGAAGCUGCAGUCUCUAGUUGACAAUAUCCAGGCCCAGCUAGGUCUUUCAGGAGCUGAAGGCAGUUUAACGGUGGAAGAAGUUCAGGAGCAGGUAGAAAAGGCCGAGGCGUCCUAUCGGUUGACAACGCAAAGCAUCGAGUCUAUGAAUGACAGAUACAAUGGACAUCAAAAUAAACUCACGCAGUUGCAGCAAAACGUGAAUCGCCUAAUGGAGCGCAAGCUUCAGUUGAACAACAAUUUACAACAGCGAGGUAAUCUGUUGGAGCGCAAGACAACUUUAGAGACAGAUAUCGAGAAAGCGCGUCUCGACGUCGAAGAAUGGAAACAGAAUCUUCAACCAAUGGUAGCCAAACAGUUGGCGGCUCAAGCCACACAUGUCGAUUCACAGAAGAAACGCAAUUCCUUAACUGAGCAAGCAAGAAGAAAGGUUGAGGAAUUGUUGAAUCAACUUCGCGCGCUGGCCAGUUUGGAUAAGGAAAUCGAAAAGUGGAGUGCAGACGGCAAAGUUGCUCAACUGCAACACAGUCAGCAAGAGGUCGAACGGCUAAAAGUGGAAAAAUUGGCGCUGGAGCAACGAAAAAUGGAAAUUCAGGAAAACGCGAAGAAAAUUGAGUUAGCUCUAAGCAACUGUGAAAACGAAGAAAGGAAUUUGCGAAACAAUCUCAAACUAAUUGUCAAUACGACCGACAGGCAGGUUGUCAAGCAAGAACUUGAUCAACUCAUUGCCACAUUGGAAACCUUUAAACUGCAGCAACUAGUAAAAGAGAUCCAAAGACUUGAAGAACAAUUGGAACGUUGCAAGAUCAGGUUAGGCGAAUUAAAUGGAACAUUCCAAGAAAUCGAGAAAAGCAUUCGUGAGCUUGAAGUGAAAUUGCGGCGUGAGGAAUUCGCUACAGCGGAGGAGCGGUACUUGGAUCAGGUCAAGGAUUUUGAAAUUCACCAGGGUAUCAGCGAGGAUCUCGCUAAUUUUUAUAAUGCCCUCGAGUCCGCACUCAUGAAAUUCCACAAAGAGAGGAUGAGCGUCAUCAAUAGAAUGGUUCGUGAAAUGUGGCACUCCACAUACAAAGGCAAAGAUAUCGACUACGUUGAAAUUCAUGCAGAGGAGUCGGGUGCAUUGGGCGUUAAUUCGCGUCGCCAGUAUAACUACAGAGUCGUCAUGGUUAAAAAUGGGGUCGAAAUGGAUAUGAGGGGGAGGUGCAGUGCCGGACAAAAGGUUUUGGCAUCAUUAAUCAUUCGAAUGGCAUUAGCUGAGGCUUUCAGUUCAAAAUGUGGCGUUUUAGCUUUGGACGAGCCUACAACUAAUUUAGAUGAAGAUAACAUUGCAAGUUUGAGCGAUACUAUUUUGGAGCUAUCCAACGCGAUUACCCGUCAGAAGCGAAAAUUCCAACUGAUUGUUAUUACUCACGACGAAAAAUUUUUGGAACGAAUGUCGCGUGAUAAACGGAUGGAAAAAUUUUACCGAGUUGAUCGCAAUCGAUUCAAUUUGUCCGAAAUCCGACAGUACGACGUCAUGGGUGGAUCCCAGUCAACAAAUAUAGUCAAGAAAAUGCUAAAAUAAUCGAAGGAAUCGUUUGAAAAUCAAGUAUAAUAGUUGAUGCGAUUACCUUGUUUGAUAAUAACCAGUUAUCCAUCCGUCUUUAAGACCAAGAAGUUUGUUUAUCUAUGCUGUUCUUCGGAAGAAUUAAACGAGUUUCUCAAUAAAAAUGUCAUAGUUUCUGUUGUGUUACCUUCUCUGACUACCGGUAGAUUUUACUGUUUCAUUUCCGCAAUCUCUUGUGGCCAUCCAUCUGCUAUAGGGUCAUUCAUUCAUUGGCUGAAUUUAUCUUUUUAUCUCUUACUCAAACAUUACUUUCGAAGCAGUGAAACUCGAAGAGGUUUGUAAACGGAGCGAUUUCAUUCUCAUUGGGGUUUUUUCAAAAACAAACAAAAAAACAUUAUGCAGACUUUCUCUUUGUUCGCCCAUGUAAGCCAUAAAAAGUGUGUUAUUUGGACUGCCAAGAAGAGCAGUAUCAUGUCUCGGGGAAAGGGAGAAAACCCAGCUGGAGGCAAUUUUCCGUGUGGUUCGCACACAUACAGGUGAGUGCGUAAGGCUAAGGCCACACCAGUCUCGAUUGUGCCAGUCUCCGAAAAAGAACUAGAAUUCGCCGCUUGAAAGCAACUUACCAGAAUGACUAAUCGUCAAAUGUUAAUAGCAGUUCUUUCGCUUUUUGUUCUACAAGCCCAAUUCGUGUUGCCUAGUCCUACUGAUUCACGUCUGGUAAAGCGUCAAAGUUUGCAGUCGGAUUCUACACUCUUCUUAGAUUCCGUGGGCGAUUUGGUAAUUGGAGUGAUAAACACGGGCCUCCGGAGCGUUGCGGCCUUGAUUACAUCCGGAAACGAAGCGACUCAAAAAAUGGCCGUGGCAGUUGGAUCGGCGGCUCUUCCACCACUUUUGAAUGUCACACGCGCUUUUACUCGCGUUCAGCAAUCUUCCACGCGUCUUUUCAAUAAUACGCAGUCUGUCGUACCGGAGCCGGGAACUUUACGUGACGUCACACGGCGUAUUGCCCAAGGCAUUCAGCCGGCCAUCGGGCUUGUCGGGCAGUCUGUCAACAGCACAUUUCGAAGAACAUCUGGUAAUGGGAUCCUCGGCGCUUUCGGUGGAUCAUCUAACACCACAAGAGUCAACCCCAACGACAGCGAGAUCCCACCGGAAGGUUUCGAAGAUUUCUAGAUCAAUUAAGUCCUAAACAUUUGAAACCUUGUAACUCGAACCUAUGAAGUGUUGCAAAAAUCCGCUGGCGUGUUUUAUUUCCCUGUAUCAAAGUUAACAAAACAACUUUCGAAGAUUUAAAUAAGUUCAACAAUUUUUUCAAGCUGUUUACGUUUCUUUUGUUGGCACGACGUGGCAUUUCCUGGAAUUUUCGAUUUCACAAUACAAGCCGUUGGCAAAUCACACCAUCAA
Molecule: messenger RNA, 5625 nt
Organism: Daphnia pulex (common water flea)
Lineage: Eukaryota; Metazoa; Arthropoda; Branchiopoda; Diplostraca; Daphniidae
Gene: rad50
Product: DNA repair protein RAD50-like
Exons: 25
Coding region: 235-4239 (1334 amino acids)
Biological process (GO): chromosome organization involved in meiotic cell cycle; telomere maintenance via recombination; telomere maintenance via telomerase
Cellular component (GO): nucleus; condensed nuclear chromosome; Mre11 complex
Molecular function (GO): ATP hydrolysis activity; single-stranded telomeric DNA binding; G-quadruplex DNA binding
Source: RefSeq, a predicted model, not a curated record